AUGUCUGAAUACCUGCAGCCUUUGCAGUUGGGGUUUGGAGUGCCUUUAGGGUGCGAGGCGGCCAUUCACGCCGCUCGGUCUUUUGCCUAUUUAAGGGAUGGAUCGGAUAGCAUCAUUUUCAAGGUUGAUUUAGAAAAUGCGUUUAACAUGGUGGAGCGGGACGUAUUUUUAAAAAGGGUUUUAGAGCGCGUUCCGUCUCUCUUCCCGUUUCUCCACCAAUGUUACGCAAGGCCCUCAAACUUAUUCUUUGGAACUAUCCCUGUCGAGUCUCAAGUAGGGGCGCAGCAGGGUGACCCUUUAGGCCCCCUAAUUUUUAGCCUGGCCAUACAUGACGUGGUGUCUUCCCUCCGGUCGCCGUUGAACCUAUGGUACUUAGACGAUGGCACCGUGGGGGGUGACGCAGAUGAGGUUUUGAGCGACAUUGAAUCUCUGGUUCAGGGCUUGGCUGCAUUGGGCUUGCGAAUUAAUCCACGGAAGUCAGAGGUGUUUGCGUGUGCUGGUCAGUUGUCGCCGGCUACCCAGAAACGGCUGGACGUGUUGGUGCCAGGUGCUAAGCUCUUGGACAGGACAACAUUCAUGCUUUUGGGUGCGCCAAUUUUUCCCGAAGGAGUGCCAGCUCUGGUUCUGUCCAAGAUGCGUACGUUGGCUGAAACCAAGUCGCACCUCUGCCAGCUUUCAGCACACGUGGCGCUUUCCAUCUUGCGGGGCUGUUUGUCCAUACCGAGGCUGACAUAUUCGCUGCGUACAGCCCCAGUUUGGCUGCAUAGAGAGGAGUCCAAGCAGUACGAUGAGGUGUUGAAGGACCUCCUGGAGGCUAUUGUCAACAUCAGCAUGUCCAAUGAGCAGUGGUCUCAAGCGGCGCUACCUGUGAGGUAUGGUGGGCUGGGUUUAAGGCGCUUGGAGGACACUCAACUGCCGGCUUUUCUGGCAUCGUCUUGUGGGGUGCUGCGGCUUGUCACUCGCAUUUUACAUGUUAAUGGUGAUGAGUUCAGUAUUCCCCACGCGGCAGAGGCCCUGGAGUUAUGGCAGUCUGUGUGUCCUGAGAGUGCUGUGCCGGUGCAGCCUGAGCGUCAGCGUGCUUGGGACGAGGAGCAGUGUCGCUUGCAGUUGAACAUGCUGAUGCUGCGCAAUGCCGGGGCUGAGUUGGCGCGUUUGCGGGCGGUCUCUCAGCCAGAGUCAGGGUUGUGGCUGCAUGCUUUGCCAUCGCCACAGUUGGGAACGUUGUUAGACAACGAUUCCUUGCGGGUGGCGGUGGCUCUGCGUCUCGGCUGCACUGUGGUGGAACCCCAUGUUUGUGUCUGCGGCGCGCGGGUGGAUCAAUCGGGACGUCACGGGUUACACUGUGUGCGUAGUGCGGGCAGGUUCUCACGGCACCAUGCUAUCAAUGACAUCGUCCGGAGAGCUCUUGUUUCUGCGGAUGUCCCGGCGGUCCUGGAGCCACCAGGGUUGUCCCGGGCUGAUGGCAAGCGUCCGGAUGGACUCACCAUGGUGCCGUGGGAGAAGGGCCGCAGUUUACUCUGGGACGCGACGUGCGUCUGCACCCUCGCGCCGUCUCACGUGCAGUCUACAGCGGCCAAUGCGGGUGCCGCUGCUGAAGCCGCGGCUCGGCUUAAAAAACUUAAAUAUAGCCAGCUAAUGCAGCGGUAUCUGUUUGUGCCCUUGGCAGUGGAGACGAUGGGGGUGUGGGGAGAAGAGGGCAGGGCCUUCUUAAGGGAAAUCACCAGACGCUUGAGGAGUCGUGGUCUGGGAUCUUCUUCCGGGGCACACCUGAUGCAGAGGCUAUCCCUGGCUGUGCAGCGUGGUAACGCUGCCAGUGUCAUGGGUACCUUUGGGUCGGGUGUGGCUCGGAGGGGUAUUUUUGAUUAG
This is a messenger RNA of Plutella xylostella (diamondback moth), 1866 nucleotides long. The record is from RefSeq and is a predicted model, not a curated record. NCBI's taxonomy places the organism in Eukaryota, Metazoa, Arthropoda, Insecta, Lepidoptera, Plutellidae.